Messenger RNA from Hydra vulgaris (swiftwater hydra), 1061 nucleotides. RefSeq lists its product as uncharacterized. NCBI's taxonomy places the organism in Eukaryota, Metazoa, Cnidaria, Hydrozoa, Anthoathecata, Hydridae. The record is from RefSeq and is a predicted model, not a curated record.
AUAAAGAUUUCUAUGUUUUAAUUUUUUAAAUAUUUUGCUUAAGUUAUUUUAGAAAAUGGAGUUUGCUAUCAUGCAUUUUAUAAAUGAUAACUCUGUAGCAAUUGUACCAGUGAAGUGGAUUGUCAAUGUGAAUUUCUGUUACUGGCCCCCUUAUCGUGGUAGUCGAUUAGAAAACUCUAUACAAAAAAAAGAAGAGCCCAAAUUAUCUUGGGAACAGCUGCCAGCUAGAUCAUUACAUUUAUAUGCAAGCCAUGAAAAAGCACAUCAAAAUUUAAAACAAGCGGAGUUAGAUACCUCAGCUCUUGACACAGAUCAUGAUGAACAAAUUUCUAUGUCAAAAAAGCGGCGAAAAAAUUUUUCAUUGUCUAAUGAAGAACAUAUUGAGGACAAUCAUACAAAGCUUAAAUGUCCGAAUGUUCCACCAGGACUGGCAAACCCUUUAGUAAAAUCACUUGUUCAGCCUAAUAAGCUCACAUUUCAUCCUAGGCUAAGAAAUACCAAUAAUACAACUAAACCAUUUCAGGCAGUAGUAUCAAAUACAAUUUCAGGGGAGAAUAUAAUAAUGGAUUCAUCAGCAAGUUGUGAGAUCGCUUUCCCAGAAAAAAGAAAUCAGGAGUUAAAUAUGUCUGAUGAAGAAAAUGAAGAUUUCACGAUACAUUCUUGCACAGCUAAAUCACCAGAAACUGACAAUUUGAUUGAUCAAGCUCAGCCAAAUUUUAGUUUGUAUUCCAAUUUAAAAGCAUCACUAAUUCAUCUCCGUCAACCCCAAAUGCAAUCUCAGGAAUACUUCCAAAAGAUCUGCAUGUGAUUCUAAGCAGACUUGCAUCAAUAGAGACAAAGCAGGCCAUGCAUUCACAAAUUUUGAAUUCAAUCCUUAAUGCUGUAACUCAGCAUAAAAGUUAUGAUACUUUGCCUGAAGGCAUAAAUCUUCCUCUUGAUUGUAUACAAGAAUUAAAAGAUUUUGAUGAGAAACUAAAAGAAAAUAGCACUUUCAAGUUAUUAGUUAAUCAUCUUGCUCAAAUUGGUGGAAGAAAUAUUGGUGAUACAACGCGUAGAUUGUU